UUUCUUUAAAAAAUCAAACCUAACAAAAAAAUCCAGAAAAUUGUUUUUGAUUUCCCAUAAUCUCCCAGCAUUCUGUGUAUAUGGGUUGCUCUUGGGGUUAUCCACUAGAAGUGGUGGAGAUUUGAAUAUUUUUAGCCCACAGAGUUCAGCUUUUUUAUUUCUUCAUGAGUACAGUAUCAGAAAUAACUCUAGACAGGCCAGUGGACUGCUGAAAAUUUGUCUUGGGAUAGCCCUUGUCAGAUCCUGUUAUUACAGCUCUGUGGUUUUCUUUGUUAUGGUGCUUUGGAUGAUCUUAAAUUUCUGUUUUCAGACUUGGAUGGUGCAGCUGGAAUUUGAGUCAUCUAGUGUCCUUGUGUAGCAUGAGCUGAGGCUGUGCAUACACAUGGCAUGGUGGUGUUGUGCAACCUCAUUCUUAACCUUUUCCAUUGUUUGUUUUUCCCUCCAUUUUAUUAUCUGAACGCCACUAUUGAGAUCACUCUCUGUUUUUGCCAGAUGUGGUACAAACAAGGAACAACUCUCAUUUCCUGCAUCUCCUUGUCACAGAUGUUGUUAACAUUUAAGACAUAAAUUGUUUCAGUGGGCCUGAUGCUGUUAAUAAAGGAGAAGAUAAGGUCUUCUGCACUGUGAAAAGGGCAAAGUCACCCAUGAUAGGACCAGUUCUGCAGUGCACUGUGAAUCUCCUUUCAGCACAGGACCACUUUUUCCUCUAUUUUGAGUUAUGCUAUUCAUUCCUAAUUGGAGGUGAAUUGUGGAGAUGUGUUAGUCACCAGAAAACCUCUAGACACAGAAUACAUUCAACUUAAGAAAAGGUUUAAUUGCUUAAUGAGUUUUAGCUGCCAAACUCUGUGCAGUGUUGGGUAGCAAUCAUUUGACAUUCACAGCUAUGAAUGUCUUGUAAGAACUUUUGAGAGGGAUGAGUCUGUUUGAGGGACGGUUGGUUACCUCUGCUUCAACAUUUCCAUGAUGGGUGGCCUUGUGAAUUCUUCUUGCUUUCAGAUUGCUUUUCCUAGUGCUUCUAUUUAGCAGCUGUAUAUGCUGAGUAGAGUUUUAAAGGCCUGCUCAGUUUCAAGGCUUGGUUAUUUUGUAGCUGUGCUGGAUGGUCACAGUGCUUUACACUUUUGCCAUCCAGACUGGUUCCUCUGCCCCGACCUCCUUGUCUUUAGGACACUGAUAAAUAGCCCUGCGGAAGUCUUAGGCAAGUCACUGGAUCUGCCUGUGUCCCAGUUUCCAUCAAUAAACUUGUGCCUAAUAUUUGCUGAACUUGUCCUUCUGUUUAGGGGAAGGUGUUGGUGAUUCCUGUGUGAUUUAGUAACGAUCACUUUGCAUAGGCUUUAGAUAUAUAAAGGUUAGACAUGCAAUUUAUAUUUCCAUCCUGUAUGUGCCACUAGUUGGAGUAAUUAAAUCUAGAAUGGGUGUUUCUAAGUACUAGUAUUCCACAAAAUACUGAUAUUUCAAUAUCAAAAUAAUGAUAGUUCAAGACAGUCAUAUUUAAUGUGCAGUAUUGUCUUUGAUCUGUUUUGAAUUUAUUGUCAAAGAGAGAGAAUUGUCAAAUUUAUUGUGUUCCUUCCCUGUGCCUGGAGGAGUUUACUUGUCACCCUGUAGUGGUGUGCAGGGCACUCAGGCACUAUUGAGUGCAUAACCUGGAAUUUCUGGUAGUGAAGAUGACAUUUGGUAUGGUCCUUCUUGAUACUUUUAUCUCAGAAAGCCUCUAUUUUUCUACCAUUUGUCUUUCAUAAAGUCACACUUGCACAAGUUGCUGAGAUGCUUUAAAGAACUGCUGCUCAUGCAAUUCUUUGGAUGUAUUUGAGAAUGGAUAAAAAGGUAGAGGAGGAGUUGAGAUGGAACAGGAAUGUAUAUGAGCUGCUAGAAAAGGGGAUUGCAACAAACAAGGAAAGUAUCAGAGGGGUCUGAGAGGCUCAGGUAGUGAGAAAGGUCAGAGGAGACAGCACUGGGACAUGGAAUUAGAAGGAUUAAGGGAGCUGGAGAGGUUCUGGGCAAAAGGGAUUUGGAUGAGGGAAAGGGCCCUCUCUGUCAUAUCCUGGGAUUGCCUCUUUCUCACUCUUGUAAGAAGAGGUCCCAGCCCCAGCCACACUGCAGUCAUAAGCCAGGCAGACUGCUACUGCAGCAGGCUGCUCACCCUGCCUUGCCCCCUGUACAUGACCCAUCUCUGCCCAACACUGAGGGAAGAGGCAGAAGUGACUUUAAAUAGGGUCACCUUUUGCCUUAAUAAGUAUUCUGAACUUGCAGGUGUAAGAUCUGAGCCCAGUUACCUCAAAGCAGAUGACAAAUAUGUCUAAAGCUGUAUCUUACCAAUGUUUCUUGGUCAGCAUGCUCCAGGAAAGUCUUCAGGGAGCCUGAAGAUGAUGGCAGCAUAUAGGUAUGACCUUAAGAAACCCCGACACCCAAAACAUUAAAAAAGGACAAAAUUAAAAUCCACAUGUAGAGAACAUGUGCAUAUGAGUUUGAAGUGGUAUUCAAGCUUAAUAUUUUGUGACUGCUCAGCCCAAGCUGGGCAUAGGAACUGGAACCUCUUGUGGCACAGGCCUAUAAGGAUGCUAAAAUAUUCCACAGAACUUGUGCCAUACUGUUGCUGUCCACAAAAAUCAGAUUCUUUACCUGGCGUGCAACAAGCCAGUAAUUGCACACUGAGAGAGCCAUUCAUUAUUCUUGAGAGUUGCACAAGCCUGGGUGCUCUGUGCAUUCCACAAAUCAAGCACACCAACUAUCAGUAGUAUCUGUGUAUUUACUAUCUGUACAUUUCAAAAAACAAAGGAAUUAGCUUUUAUUUGCUACAAGUUCUCUUAUUAAUUAGCAUUAUAUCUUCUAUUGAUUAAUUAUUCUCUUGUUUCUCAUGCUAAUUAGUCCUUGUGCUCAGUCUUUCUUUUUGUUUGGUUCAGUGGUUUCUUGGGUUGAUGGUUGCAGUUUAACCCUUCCAGAAUCAUCUUUUACCCAGUCAGAGCUGAUUUCAGCACAGCUGCUAAGUUGGCUUUGUUAGUUUCUCCUUUGUCUUGGGAAUUCUGCCAAAUGUCCUUGGGGCCCAUAAAUUCUGUAUUUUUUUGUGUCCACUAUCAGUGGUACAUCCUUCUCCCCAGGCUUUGUUAACCUCAUAUGAGGUCCAGGAUCAUUGAAGCAUGUCAAGCCCUAACCAUUACUGAGGCAAUUCUACCAACAAGUAAUUCACUUUUCUAGCACAUGAACAUCACUUAGACCUUGUUAGCUGCUGUUUCAUGGAUUAAAUCUCCCUUCUUGUUGAUUAGACUUGAAAAUACACAAACAUCAAAAACAUCCUUGCUUAAGAAAACUUUUACAUUUGCACAUUUUGCAACACUGUCAGUCCCUCUUAAUAGUGAAUGUGUAUCACUGUGAAUGCAGAUGAGAAAAGUUGAUGUAGAAAUGACAAAGGCUGAGCUUUCAGUCUUAUAUUAAAAUUACUUUCAUUUUGGGACAGUUGAAUUUCCAUCUGUGAACCAGUACAUGGGAACAUAUAUCUAUAAUUUCACUUCACGUCUGCCUCAAAACAUGGUGCUGUGACUCAUUUUGAAAGUGUAAAAGCUGCCAAAUGGGCCAACUGCUGGCAUGGGGUACAACUGCAAUCAAAAUGGCAACACUGGGCCAGGCCAAGAGAAGUCCUACUCUGUGUACUUUGUGUCUCUCUCAAGGGGUGGCCAGUAACAGAACUGGGAGAAAAAUAAAUAAAAGCCACUUUCUCUCACAUGCUUUCAUGGAGUUUGCCAAAUGCUCAGGGGUUUCCUGAAUCACAGAUUAAUUUUUGAAUGAUGUGUGUAUUGGUCACUACUUCCAUUUAGUUGUGCAUUUUUUAGGAGCCCAUUUACAUUAUUGCUCUUCAUAGAGUCCUCUUGCAAUGAAUUCUGUGAGAUAAUUAUUUUCUCUAAGAAGGAACAUUUUAAAUUUUCUACCUGAUACUUUAAUAGCAUCUCCCCCUAACAUUUAUACUGGGCAGGAUGGUGACUAGUCUUUCACAUUUUGCUAUUCCCUGGACAUUUUGCAGAUUUUGCUCCUUCAGUUUUAGAAGCUGAGGAGAUCAAGUGCCUCAGUUUAACCUAUUUUGUGUGUCUUGUGGGUCCUGAGGCAGGCAAUCUGAAUGUGCUUCAUGAUGGGGACUUAUAAAUGUUCAUCAUGGCACACUUGGACACUUCUCUGUCUAACAAAGGCAACAGUUGUGGUCUUUAGUUAUGCUGAGCAGCUGUUCUUGAAAAAGGAUGACAAUAAAAUAAAGAAACAGGAUAUCCCAGCAGUUUGUGAUCUUCACUGCUGUAAGGAUGUGCCUGUAAGAAAUGGCCUUAUUGGGCAGAAGCCACCGUCUAUCAACCCCGAGAGACUGAAGGACUUUGGUGAGGAGGAUUACCUGAAUGGGGAUGUGAAGACCUGGGAAAUGAAGAUAGUGAGCCGAAAUGAGGAGUUACUUAGGGAUGCCCUUUCCUGCAUCCCUCAGCCGAGCAGUAGGACCAGCCUGGCAAGCUGUAACAGGCUGAUUCGAUUUGAAGACAUUAGUGCAGCAGCCUUCAAAAUCCAGUGUGGUGUUCAGAAAACCCCCUGCAUGUAUUCUAGGCUAUCCAAGCAGUAUGGAAUGGACAUCUACCUGAAGAAGGAGUUCCUCCAGUAUACAGGGUCUGUGAAGGAACGAGGUGUACUUUACCUUCUGAUGUCAUUGCCUCAGGAGCAGCAAAGAAAAGGGGUGAUCGUGGCUUUGGACAGUAACUUUUCCAUGGCUGUUGCUUACCAUGCCUCCGAGCUCCGGAUUGCCGUGUUUGUCAUCCUGCCCAGCAGCACGGCCCCGGCCAGGGUGAAGAUGUGCCGCGAGUACGGAGCCAUGGUCAUCUCCUACGGCGCCACCGCCAAGGACUCCCAGGUGCACGCCCGCAGGCUGGCCCAGGAGAACGGCUACCUCUACCUGGAAGAGGAGGACAGUGCUGUGUACCUGUCAGGCCUGGGGACCGUGGGGCUGGAGAUGUACGAGCAGGUGCCAAAGCUGGACGCGGUGAUUUUCCCUGCAGGAGGCCACUGUGGCUUGCUGGCAGGGUCAGCUGCUGCACUCAAACACCUCAACCCACAUAUUUCUGUAAUUGGAGUUGAAUCUGAAAGUUUCCCAGUACUUCAACAGUCCUUAAAAGCUGGCCACCCAAAUGACGACCAGGCCUGCAACAAUCAUCACUUCUAUGGAGAUGUGAGUGGAGUUUGCUUUGGCAGCAAUUCUUUGCAGCUGACUGGCAAGCUUGUGGAUAAAGUUGUUGCUGUGAGGGAGGAGGACAUCCUCAUUUCAAUGCUGAGACUGCUGGAGUGUGAGCGAGCCACGGUUGAUGCAGAAGGGGCCAUUGGGCUUGCAGCGCUGGUGGCAGGGAAGCUGCCUGAGCUGAAGGGUAAAAGAGUGGGAGUUGUUAUAUGCAGUGGAAACCUGGAAUUACAUUUGCUGCAACAGUGCAUAGCUCGUGCCCUGACCCUGGAUAACAGAGUGUGCAGAUUUUCCCUUGUGAUUUCUGACUGCCCAGGAGACAUGUCAAAACUACUGGAGAUUUUGGCUCGGGAAGAAGCAAGAGUUUUGGAUAUCAAACAAGAACGCACAUUUGUGACAUCUGAGCUCUUCACUGUCGAGGUGAUCUGCACUGUGGAGACCAGAGACAAGAUCCACACAGCCCAGCUGAGGAAUGCACUCUUGGAACGCUACCCCACAACUGCCUGGACCGAGCGGUGACGGGCACAGCGCGGGCUGGGGGCACGAGGGCCUCUGACAAGGAUUCUGCAGAGCCCCAGCCUUGAGGCUUUUGCAACAAAUAUGACCUUUCAAAGCUGAACAGUUAGCAAAUAGUUUCAGGAUAUUUUUUUCCUGCUCAAUAUGUAGUAAAUGUCUUUGGGGAAAAAAAGGUAAAACCAAAACUUUAGUUUAGCUAAGGGAAGCUCUUAGUCUCUGCUGGUGUUGGAAUUCCUCAAUUCAUUAUCAGCUGGCUGCCUGGAUUUUAGCUAGCUUGUAGAAUCCAAUGAUAUUCCAUAAACAGGGAGAAACCAUUUCUCUUUACAUCUGAAUAUAGACCUCUCAAAGGUCUUUUGAUUUUGAUGUCCAUUGUUGAAGUAAUGCAGCUCCUUCUGCUAGACUUCGCUACACUGCAAGUACAGAAAUAUUCUGUUUCCAAGCCAGAGGCAGUUUUCUGUUUGCUAAAUCUGCUUCAGGAAGUGUAUACAUAUGUGUGGGGUUGAAAAUUAAUAUGUUCUGAUCUUUGGUGCCACAUGAGGAAAAAUUAUGCUUAAAGAAGAUGAUUUAAACACGCACAGAAAAACCCUUGGAAGAUAACAGCCAAUAUAAUAAUAAUUUUUUCCCAGUGGAAAAUGAUCCUAUUUGCAAAAUAAAAUUCUAAAAUAUUCUGCAGAAAUUUAAAAAAAAGUAUUGAGUAUGAUUAGAGCAUACAAAUGGAACACAAAUAUAUUUCUUCCUUCUCCUUUUGGAGACUCAGUAUAAAAAGUAACAACUGGCUUGCGUUUCUAUAUAAAAAGGGGUCUCACUACCCAUGUGAAUUUUGUAAAUAACAUUCCACUGAUUAUCUUAGUCUGUCUAAAACAGGCUCUAUCCAGCUCACCCGACAGAUUGAGUACACUGUUAACAGUGACAUGUAUUUAAAGACCACAUGUUAAUAGCCAAAGGCAGUGCUGGGAGGAGAGGAAGCCUAAGUCUCAGGCACAUGGCUAAUGCAAUUAACAAAGAACACAUUGACCUAAAUACCAUUUUUAUCACUACAGGAAGAGACCAACUAAUAAUAAAACAGAGUGGGAUGGCAAGAAAUGUAAGAGAAGUCCAGGCCCUCUUCUGAAUGUGCACACAACACAGCUGUGCCUUUUCAUUGGGGCAGCAUUUAACUUCAGCUCUGGCAGACCUUACAGCACCUUCCAGUACCUAGAGGGGCCUACAGGAAAGCUGCAUGGGACAAGGGGCAGUGGCUUUAAAGUGAAAGAGGAUAGAUUUAUAUUAGAUAUUAGGAAGAAAUGCUUUUUUGUGAGGGCAGUGAGGCUCUGGUUGCCCAGAAAAGUUAUGGAUGCCCCAUCCCUGGAAGGAUUCAAGGCCACAUUGGUCGGGCUUUGAGCAAUGUGGUCUAGUGAACAGAACUCCACGACAGGGAGUUUGGGACUAAAUGGUCUUUGAGGUCCCUUCCAACCCAAACCAUUCUGUGGUUCCAUGAUCCAUCUCUCUCCAUAGCUUAUACAAGCAAGAUGGGAUGAGAAGGGCAGCAUUGUGGCUGUCUCUGCAGUAGUAUUUUUCUGAGAAAUAAUCUGUUCCUUCUUGUAGUUCACAAAGGAGCAGGAGUACAGAGUCUGAUAUGGUGGGCAAAAAAUAGAAGUUUACAGAUUUAGUCUGUUUUGAAAGGACCAUAGUGGUUUGCACAUGGAACUAAAAAUUAUUGAUGCCCCAAUGGUUAGUUUUGUUCCCUUCUUGCCAUCCAGAAUGAUGGGUAGAGGCCUUGGUUCUGCAAAUCACAGCUCUGUCUUGUCAGACACAGCUCCUUUCUCCACUAUCAGAAGAGUUUAAGAAAUCUGUAUGGAAACAGAUGGCACAGUGCAUAUUACAUACUGCUACUUCCAUUGGAAUGAGAAAUGAAUCACGUCAUCAGAGAGCAGAUUUGGGGGAUGAAAACCCACUAUUGAUAAGGGUCUAACUACCCUCUCAUGUUUUUUAGCAAAAGUCUCAGGAAACGUUAAGGAUGGCUCAGGUACCUACAUGAGAAGAAAAUGGAGCUUUAUAACCAAAGUUCUCAGUAGUGGCCAACAGGUUCUGCUGUCUGGGUCUUUGGUCUAAAAUUUUGUAUUAUCCUGGACUUCAUUGUUGUAGAAGCUCAGAACAUUAACAACUUCUUUCCUAAUCAGUGGGAACUGCAUUUAGCAAGUUUUCACAAACCUGGGGCAAGAAGAUGUAACAGACAGAGCAACCAAAAAUCAAUGCACUUGAAAUCAUUAUAUGAUUUUGGAAAUGUGUUUAGGGUGGUGGAAGGAAGGUGAUGUCCAAAAGGUGCUAAAAAUGUCAAACAUUAUAUUUGCAGUUUGGUUUUAUUUUUAUUGUUUUAAGUAUAAACAUAGUUUAAAGUGUAAAUUACUCUCCAGUACUAAACAUUUUAUAUGUGAAUAUAAUAAUACCAGAGGUGUUUUACAUUCUAUAUUGCCUUUAUUGAAGUCUCAUUGGCUUAAAAGACAAAAUGAAGAUCUUCCAAGGGGGAAAAAAACCUAAAAUGAGACAUUUAAAUGAACGUAUGCUUGGAAAGAAUAAUUAAAUACCUGUGCUGCUAACCUUUUCCUUUUUAAAUUAUGAAAUAUAAUAAGAUCUGUGACAUUUCAAAGAUUUAAUAAUGGGGUUUUGAAUGUCUUAUUUAAAGAAAUAUUUUUAUAUAGAGUAUUCUUGUGUACCUUGAAAAAUAAUGAUUAUGUAAAAAUUUCACUACUGGUUAAAUCAGCAAAAUAUAAACAUUGUAUUUAUUUGAAAAACAAUUAAAAUUCUGCUACACCACCUCA
Messenger RNA from Taeniopygia guttata (zebra finch), 8505 nucleotides. NCBI's taxonomy places the organism in Eukaryota, Metazoa, Chordata, Aves, Passeriformes, Estrildidae. The record is from RefSeq and is a predicted model, not a curated record.